Molecule: messenger RNA, 1584 nt
Organism: Lecanosticta acicola
Lineage: Eukaryota; Fungi; Ascomycota; Dothideomycetes; Mycosphaerellales; Mycosphaerellaceae
Source: the annotation of a GenBank genome assembly
AUGGCCAUCAGCGACGACCCCGCCCAGCUCGAGUAUGCCGACCUGCAAGAGUUGCUGAAGGGCGAUAUCGCCGUCAAGGUCGCCGGCGUAGACAUUGACGGCCAGUGUCGCGGCAAACUCAUGUCCAAGAAGAAGUUCUUCUCCAUUGCGAAGUCUGGCUUCGGCUUCUGCUCGGUGAUAUUUGGCUGGGACAUGCACGACCAGACUUACUUCAGGGAAUUAAAGAUCAGCAACGCAGAGAACGGUUACAGAGACAUCACGGCAGAGAUAGAUCUGAGCAGCUUCAGACGCAUUCCGUGGGAGAAUAAUGUUCCCUUCUUCUUAUGCAGCUUCCGUCAGCCCGAGGGUGGCAGCUUGAGCGCAUGCCCGCGAAGCUUGCUGGAGAGGGCCGUAGAGAAGAUAGACAAGAAGGGCAUGGGCGCAUUGGCAGGAGGUUAGUGUUUUCAAGAUCGUCAGGCGAACUGAUGAAUCCGAUGGGUUGCUUGUUCAGAGGUCCUCGCAACGACAAAACAGCUAACAUGCACUCCCAUCUCUUCAGCCGAGUACGAGUUCUUCACCUUCCGGGCGCCCUCAAACACCCAUCCAGCACCGAGCUCAAACGAACGCAACUCUAGCGCGACAGCGACUUUUCUACAGAACAACCCCGCGCAUCAGCUUCCCAGCUUGGAAGAGGGCAUGUUCGGCUAUUCUCUCACAAGGCCCACACAUAAUCAGGAAUGGUACUAUGGCAUAUAUGAUGCGUGCAGCAAGUUCAGAUGUGAUAUUGAAGGCUGGCAUACCGAGAGUGGACCUGGCGUCUACGAAGCUGCGCUGGAGUACGGAGAGAUCAGAGCGAUGGCUGAUAGGGCUGCUCUAUUCAAACUCACCGUAAAGAACAUCAGUUCGCAGUAUGGUAUCACACCUUGCUUCAUGGCAAAGCCCCGGGAAGGCUUGCCGGGCAACAGUGGCCACAUGCACGUCUCUCUCAAGGACAACAAGACCGGUGCGAACCUGUUCGUUCGCGAGAAGGCUGAUCCCAACCCUCCCUUCGAAGGCCUCGAGCAUGUCUCCGACAUUGGCCGAUACUUCCUGGCUGGACUCCUUGACGGCUUACCAGACAUCAUGCCGCUUGUGGCUCCGACUGUAAAUAGCUAUAAGCGCCUGGUGGAGAACUUCUGGGCACCAGUGACAGUCUCAUGGGGGUUGGAACAUCGAGCAGCGUCCAUCAGACUGAUCGCGCCGCCAACCUCACCUCCAAAAGGGACAAGGUUCGAGAUUCGCGUUCCAGGUGCCGACACAAAUGCGUACCUUGUCCUCGCUGCAAUUCUAGCACUUGGCUAUAGAGGUGUGGAGAAGAAGAUGCCGCUCAAUAUACCACCUCUUGGAAAGGGACAAGACGUCGGAGGUGCCGAUGAUAAAGGUCAACGACUGGCAAAGAGCCUCAAGGACGCUACCGCGCAGUUCGCCCGGAAAGACAGCGUUGCACGUGAAGUAUUCGGCGACGAUUUUGUUGAUCAUUAUGCCGGAACAAGGGAGCACGAGGUUAGACUAUGGGAUGAAGCAGUGACCGAUUGGGAGGUGAAGAGGUACAUUGAGACAGUAUAG